Molecule: messenger RNA, 2658 nt
Organism: Coffea eugenioides
Lineage: Eukaryota; Viridiplantae; Streptophyta; Magnoliopsida; Gentianales; Rubiaceae
Product: protein CHUP1, chloroplastic
Exons: 6
Coding region: 530-2536 (668 amino acids)
Biological process (GO): chloroplast organization
Cellular component (GO): chloroplast outer membrane
Source: RefSeq, a predicted model, not a curated record
GGUGAACUUGAAAGAACACUGGGGCGCGUGAACAAGUUAAAAUCUGAUUCCAGUUUUUAAAACUGCCAAGUCCAUUUUGUUUUUGCCCUUUUCAAACUGGAUCCAAGGAAAGAAGACCGUUCCUCGAUUUUGCUGCCUCAAUUACAUUCACAAAAUCUCUCUUAAAGACUAGGAUUAUAUCCUACACUACAGGCUAGUGCUACAGCCCAGUUUAGUGACUUCAGUCUUCUUCUCUCAGUUUUGAGUUUUGACUGACCUCCUGGCUUCCUUCUCCAUCACUACCGCCCCAUCAGAAUAUUACCAUUUACUUCCAAUACCAACCAUUGGCUUCUUCUUCAUACAGCCUUUCAAUCUUCUGGCAAAAGAGAAAGUGACCCAUUUGGAGUUUUAGUCAUGUCUUUAUCUUUCCUUAACUUCAAACCAGAUAGCAUUGGCAAAAAUUGAGAGAUUACCAUUUCACUGAGAGAUAAGGGAAAAGAAAGAGAGGUCUGGGGCUGAUCUGGGCUUCUCAAGAAACAGGCAAACAACAAUGGUUGCUGGAAAAGUGAAAGUCGCCAUGGGAUUACAAAAAUCACCACUCAUAACUCCAAAGCCAAAACCCUCUUCAGAGUCAUCCCCAAAACCAGCAUUUUCCUCAUCAGCCAGUUCUGGAAAGCAACAGCCGUCAAACCAAAAAGGACCUGGUUUUUCGCGUUCAUUUGGAGCUUAUUUCCCCCGCUCGUCCGCCCAAGUCCAGCCUCGCCCGCCAGAUGUGGCCGAGCUCCUUCGAUUAGUGGAAGAGCUAAGGGAAAGGGAGUCCCGGUUGAAAACAGAACUGCUGGAGCAAAAACUCUUGAGAGAGUCUAUCGCCAUUCUCCCGGUUCUGGAAAGUCAAAUCUCUAACAAAGACGUGGAAAUCGAAAAAUCCAAGAGGAAGAUCGAAUGCUUAGAGGAUGAAAACGAAAGAUUACGCCAAGAAGUCGAGGUUUUACACAUGGAAAUUUCCAAGCAAAAUUGUAGAUACGAAGAAAAGAUAAAAUGUUUGGAAUCACAAGUUUCAGAGCUGAAGAAGUCCAAUGAAGAACUCGCAACCGCCGCUUCAUCGUCACAAAAACAAGUCGAUUUUCUUAUCAAGUCGAAGAGUUUUAGGAAAAGUUUGAGCAUACAAACAAAUGGUCAAGUGAAUGCUCAAGCUACAGUUGAUAGUAGUAAUAAUGGUGCUUUAAAUUUGAAAUCUGAAUACGAGACAAAAAAGGAGGAUAGCACAUUAGGACUGGUUGAGAACGAAAAACCAAGGCAUGGUCGUCGCAACUCUGAUGAAAUAGUAGAUUCUUCAGAAAAUUUAAUGGGUUUAAAAUCCCGCGCUCCCCGGGUUCCUAAACCGCCUCCACGGCCGUCGUCUUCGCUUCUUUCAUCGUGUUCAUCUUCAUCAUCUGCUUCACUGCGUUCUUCAUUAUCUUCACCUUCAUACGGGUGGUUAUCUGAUUCAGCAGAACGGGCAUUGGCAGAAAUAUCUAAUAUUCCUCCACCGCCGCCACCUCCACCAGCCCCCCCAGCAGCAGCAGCAGUAAAACAAGCAAUAGCUCCACCACCACCACCUCCUCCUCCUCCACCGCCGCCUUCACGGCAUUCCAAGGCGGCUCCGCCACCACCUCCUCCCCCUCCUCCGCCAAGAGGGUUGAAGCCUGUGCCGGCUAAGGUGAGGAGGGUGCCCGAGGUGGUGGAGUUUUAUCAUUCCCUUAUGAGAAGGGAUUCGCGGCGGGAUACUGGCUGCGGAGCAGGUGGCGCAGCCGAGGUUCCUGCGGCGGGUGCGAUGGCAAAGGAUAUGAUAGGAGAGAUUGAGAACCGGUCUACUCAUUUACUAGCUAUUAAGACAGAUGUAGAAACACAAGGAGAUUUUAUCAGGUUCCUAAUCAAAGAAGUUGAGAAUGCUGCAUUUACAGACAUUGAGGAUGUUGUCCCUUUUGUAAAGUGGCUUGAUGAUGAGCUAUCUUUCCUGGUUGAUGAAAGAGCAGUAUUGAAACACUUCAAUUGGCCUGAGCAGAAGGCAGAUGCAUUAAGAGAAGCUGCAUUUGGGUAUUGUGAUCUGAAAAAGCUCGAAUCUGAGGCGUCUUCAUUUCGUGCUGAUCCUAGACACCCUUUUUCUUCGGCUCUCAAGAAAAUGCAGGCCUUGUUUGAUAAAUUAGAGCAUGGUGUCUACACUUUGUCAAGAAUGAGGGAAUCUGCAACAAACCGAUACAAAGGGUUUCAUAUUCCAAUGGAGUGGAUGCUAGAUACUGGAUAUGUUAGUCAGAUAAAGCUGGCAUCUGUGAAAUUGGCCAUGAAGUACAUGAAGAGAGUUUCAGCAGAACUUGAGACCGUGGGAGGUGGUCCCGAGGAAGAAGAGCUUAUAGUUCAAGGUGUUAGGUUUGCCUUCCGGGUUCACCAGUUCGCUGGUGGUUUUGAUGUGGAGACAAUGAGGGCAUUUCAAGAGCUGAGGGACAAGGCAAGGUCCUGCCAUGUACAAUGUCAAAAUCAGCAACAACACAAGUUCCCUUGCAGGUCCACAGCUUACUAAUAAUCUCAUCUGUAGCCAACUCAGCUUCAGAAACUGGCUUCCAUGACAUUUUGGUGUAAAGAUACAAGAGGGAUAAUCACAGAUGUGAAUAUACAAUUGCCUGCUGCCAUUUUGCACUUAAA